Molecule: messenger RNA, 2390 nt
Organism: Sceloporus undulatus (fence lizard)
Lineage: Eukaryota; Metazoa; Chordata; Lepidosauria; Squamata; Phrynosomatidae
Gene: DEF6
Product: DEF6 guanine nucleotide exchange factor
Exons: 10
Coding region: 365-1870 (501 amino acids)
Cellular component (GO): nucleus; cytoplasm
Source: RefSeq, a predicted model, not a curated record
GACAUUGACAGCAAAGAAGAAUUACAAGCCAGACCGGAAUGGGAACAGUGUUGUAUCUCAUGAAGAUGCCUUCAAGCUGUGGUGUCUCUUUAAUUUCUUAUCAGAAGACAAGUACCCUCUUGUUAUGGUGCCAGAUGAGAUCUUGGAUCACCAUGAUUACAUUCAUCUCAACACAGUAUUCAAGAAGUGUCUCCUUAGCACCAGCAGGAAGUAUUAAUAGUAAUUCGUAUUAGGCCAUUGUUGGUGUCUAUUCCACAACUUUUGACAAAUAGUGAUUCUUCAGAAUCCUGCUUUUGUCUUGACAGUUAUAGUAAUUAUUUUACAAUAAAAUAUUAAUUCAUAUGAUUGAUAAUGAUGUCUAUCAAUGAUUAUUAUGAAGACAUUUUUUUCUGGAACAUCCAUAUUAGAAAAUGUAAAGGUGGAAUAUCUCCUGAAGAAGAUCUGCACAGCCAUGAGCAUUGAGCUCAACAGUGGAGAGUUGGAUGACUACUACCUUUCUCAAGAGACCCAGCAGCAAAGUGGUUUGACAGUUUGGCAAUUCCUUGAAUUGGUAAAUUCAGGCCGGUUCCUCCGAGGAAUAGAGCGUGAGGCCAUCAGUAUGGCCAUUGAAGAGGUCUACCAGGAGAUCAUUGGGGAUGUAUUGAAACAGGGCUAUCUAUGGAAGAAAGGUCAAUUGAGGAGGAACUGGUCAGAGCGAUGGUUCACCCUAAAGCCCAGUGAUCUCUCUUACUAUGUGAGUGAGGAACGAAAGGAGAAAAAGGGGAGCAUUUCUCUGGACAGAAAUUCCUGUGUGGAGAUCAUACCUGACAAAGAUGGGAAACGGUGUAUGUUCUGCGUGAAAACAGCUUCAAGGACAUAUGAAAUGAGUGCCUCAGACACCAGGCAAAGGCAGGAGUGGACGCUUGCUAUUCAGAUGGCAAUUCGUCUCCAAGCUGAGGGCAAGAAGUCUCUGCACAAGGAUUUAAAGCAGAAGAGACGGGAACAACGAGAGCAGCGAGAGCGCAAGAAGGCUGCCAAGGAGGAAGAACUGCAGCGCCUCAAACAGCUGCAGGAAGAGAAGGAGCGCAAGUUGCAGGAGCUGGAGCUGCUGAAGGAGGCUCAACGGCAAGCAGAGCUUUUGCUCCAAGAAGAAGAGCAGCAGCGCCAGCAGCAACAUGAGGAAAUGCAGAAGAUGUUGGAGAUACAACUAAGGGAAGCAGAACAGGCUCGUGCUUCCAUGCAGGCUGAGAUGGUUUUGAAAGAGGCAGAAGCAGAACGUCAGCGCAAGCGCAUCAUAGAACUAGAAGAAAUGCAACAACGGCUUCAAGAUGCACUGCAGCAGGAGGUUAAAGCUCGCCAGGAUGAAGAAGCCGUGAGAUAUGCACAAGCUAGGCUGCUGGCUGAAGAGGAGGAAAAAUUGAAGCAACUGAUGAAGCUGAAGGAAGAGCAAGAGGAAUACAUCAUCAAGACUCAGCAUGAAAAGCUGGUACUCAAGCAAGAGAUGGAAAACAAGAGCAAAUUUCUGGAAGAGGCCCAACAGCAACUAGAAGAAGUGAGAUUUAACAGAGAGAGAAUGGAUCAAGAUGUUAUGAUGGCCCAACGGAAGCUCCAACAAGCCAGCACCAAUGUAAAGCACUGGAAUGUCCAGAUGAAUCGACUAAUGCACCCCAUUGCACCAGGCGAGAAGCGUACAGUGACUAGUGGAGGGUUCCCUGGCUUUAGUCCUGCACUUCUUUCCAGGAGAGAUUCCUCUCUUAAACUGAAGCUGAAUUUGGAAAAGAAGAAAUCUGAUGCUACAAAGGAUGAUGAGAGGAAGGAAAACAUAAAUGGAGAGACUGAGAAACAGCUGCCAGUGCCUGAAAAGGAUAACCCCAACCCAGAAACUCUCUGAUUAGGAACAGGACAGAGGCAAGCCUACUUGUUUAAAUUUAGAGACCAAGUAGUAAACAUCGUGGCAGCUUAGCAAUAACUAUAGAACAUAUAGAUUUGAAAACUGGACAGAUGUGAAGACUACAUAGGAAAGACUAUAUAGGGAUUAUGGCAAUGAUUCUACCCAUUCUGAGCCCAGGGCUACACUGGCAACAUGCUUGGUGUACAAGAGCUACAUCUGAUGGACGUGGACAAAAUGGAACCUUCCUAACCCCUCAGUACAGAACUAUUGGAUUACAGCUCUCCCUUGGCACAUUCUUUAGGGUUUCAGCAGAUGGAGAAAAGUCCCGAUCACAUUGACUGUUACCAUAAUGUGCUGUUACUUGCAUGAGGAAUUCCUAACAGCUGUUAUUGCUGGUAACCACUGUUGCAAUAUGUCAAGAUGCCUGUUUCUCUUUUUAAAACAUUUGUAAAAUAUACCUUUUGCACUAUUUUGAGUUGAAAUAUGUUAUAAAAAGGCUGAGUCCUGCUCUUUUGGGGGA